UUUGCAGGAGGAUGUCAAGAGUUAAGUGUGCACACAUUUCAGACCUUUCUUCUUUAUUGAUGAAAAGCUUGGAUUUUAUUGUCUGGGCAAAAAACUGGUGUGGUUGGUUUUAAGAAGGCAUUUCUCAUCACCACAGAAAAUGAAUUCUCAGUGGAAGAUGACCUGCCUCCGCCGCCACCUGAACUAGUCCGUCUGCCCGAGACACAGCCGGUCACCGAGAGACCAACUGUCACCAUCACAACAGUGACCCGCACAAUUCCAGCGUACCUGCCUAUGACAAGGAACUGCCACCUCCACCAGAGGGAUCCGAGACAGCAGAUUCUGAAUAUACAAAUGGCGAAGGAGAAUGGGAAUAUGAAGAAAUAGACUUGGACAGAGGCUCUGGAGGUUUGGGCUUCAGCAUUGCAGGAGGCUGCGACAACCCUCAUGUGGGUGACGACCCCAGUAUUUACAUUACCAAAAUCAUUCCUGGUGGAGCGGCAGCAGAGAAUGGCAGACUAAGGAUGAAUGACAUCAUUGUCAAAGUUGGAAAUGUUGAUGUUUCAAAUACCACUCACACAGCAGCCGUCGAGGCUCUCAAGAAAGCUGGCUCCAGAGUUAUUCUUUAUGUCAAGCGGUUAAAGGCACCAACAGAAAAUGUGAUGGAGAUUGAACUGAGGAAGGGGACCAAAGGUCUGGGCUUCAGCAUUGCAGGAGGGAAGGGUAACCAACACAUUCCUGGGGACAACGGCAUUUUUGUCACAAAGAUAAUUGAAGGCGGUGCAGCUGAGCAGGACGGUAGACUGGCUGUGAAUGACCGUUUAAUUGCUGUGAAUGACAACAACUUGGAGGAUGUGACUCAUGAAGAGGCAGUAGACGCUCUUAAAUCAACUGCAGAUGUGGUGAAACUCACUAUUGCAAAGCCAUCCUAUUAUCCAGGAGACCUCAGCAGCACGCAUGAGGAUGAGACAGACAGUGUUGUGCCAAGACACAUUUCACAAACAGCUGCCGCCCCUUCUCACAUGUCAACCUUCAGACCUCCAACUCCCCCACCCCCAAAACAAAUUGCAGCAGAAGAGCUUGAGGAGCCGGGCAGGGAUCCAAGAAAGAUUAUUCUGAAGAAAGGCUCCACUGGCCUUGGAUUUAACAUCGUAGGCGGAGAAGGGGAGGAGGGCAUCUUUGUAUCUUUUAUCCUUGCUGGUGGCCCAGCUGACCUAAGUGGAGAGCUGAGACGAGGAGACAGAAUACUUUCUGUAAAUGGCGUUGAUUUGAGAACAGCCACUCAUGAAGAAGCUGCACAGGCCCUGAAAAAGGCUGGUGAAACGGUGGAGAUAAUUGCUCAAUAUAAACCAGAAGACUACAACAGAUUUGAGGCCAAGAUACAGGAUCUGAGAGAACAGAUGAUGAAUACCAGCACUGGCAGUCUUCGAACAACACAGAAACGAACUCUUUAUGUCAGGGCACUGUUUGAUUAUGACCCAGCCAAAGAUAGUGGCUUGCCCAGCAAAGGAUUGGCAUUCCACUAUGGUGACAUACUGCAUGUGGUCAAUGCCAGUGAUGAUGAAUGGUGGCAAGCACGACGCAUCACCCCCGAAGGGGAGGAAGAGGGAAUGGGCAUUGUUCCUAGCAAGCGCAGAGUUGAAAGAAAGGAGAGGGCUCGAUUGAAAAAUGUUAAAUUCACCGGGAAAAACAGUGGUUCCUCAGACAAGCAUGGGCAUGCAGGAGCAGCCAAGGACAAGGACAAGGAUAAGAAGAAAAACUUUUCCUUUACUCGGCGCUUCCCCUUCAUGAAGAGCAAAGACCACAGUGGCAGCGAGGAUGUCAGUGCAGAUGAACUGGAAGAAGGCAACCCAUCCAGCGAUAAUGAGUCUAACUAUCGAGGUGAUGAGCCAAUUCUUUCUUAUGAGGCAGUUGUACAGCAAGAGUUAAAGUACACAAGACCAGUGAUCAUUCUGGGGCCUCUGAAAGACAGGAUAAAUGAUGAUCUCAUCUCAGAAUUUCCAGACAAAUUUGGCAGCUGCAUUCCUCAUACUACAAGAGAGCGGCGACCAAAUGAAGAGCCAGGUCGUGAUUAUCAUUUCGUUGCUUCUCGUGAACAGAUGGAAAGGGAUAUCCAGAACCAUUUGUUUAUUGAGGCAGGCGUCUACAAUGACAAUCUUUAUGGCACCAGUGUUGCAUCUGUCAAAGAGGUUGCAGAACAGGGCAAACACUGCAUACUGGAUGUCAGUGGAAAUGCCAUCAAGAGGUUACAGGUGGCAGGCCUCUACCCUAUUGCCAUUUUCAUCAAGCCUAAAUCACCAGACUCCAUCAUGGAGAUGAACAAAAGGAUUACAGAAGAACAAGCAAGAAAGACAUAUGAGAGGGCAUUAAAGCUGGAGGCAGAGUUUGGUGAAUACUUUACAGCUGUUGUUCAAGGUGACACAGCUGAUGAGAUCUAUGCAAAGGUAAAGGAGGUCAUCCGUGACCAGUCUGGGCCAACAAUCUGGGUGCCAGCCAAGGAGAAACUGUGAAUGACCCUUCAGAAGAGUUCACAUACCCACCAUCAUGACAUUAGACAAAGCCUGUAAUGGGAGGGUGUACAGGUUACACACUGACUCUCAUUGUAUCAUGAUAGAAGCACAUACACUUGGAUGUGAAUAGUGUGCAUGAUAUGCCUGGCAGCAUUACGUGAUAGGAAGGAAUGCUUGCAGUGAGUAGCCACAAGUGUGGUCAAUGGACAGAUCGAUUCAAAACAUGUUGAUCUUGUGUUGGCUAGAAAUGACAAAAUAGUUUGCUUAAUAGCUAGAUAAAUUUUUAAACAGAAGGGAAGUGGGAGUUUUCACCAUGCAGAAUUUUAUAAAAUUCUUUAUUUUGAAUUGUAUACCCUUUACUGGGUCACCAAGGGGGAAAGGAAACAUACCUUUCACAUCCUCUUCUGGCCGAUACCUACAGGUAACACAUGCAAAUAUGUGCAUUCCUGUACAUGUUUCCCAACAAACAAAAAAUGUGUAGAUAUUAAAAAAAAAGUUUUGAUGUUAUUUGGAUGGUCUUGUGGGGUUUGUUUGGGUUUUUCCCCCUGAUCCUAAACCCGUUGAAAUAUAUUGUUGGAAUAUGGAAAAAAAUGUUUGAAAUAUCUUGUUCAUGACAAUGGUUUUGGAUGUUCACUAACGUACUUGGGUUCCUUGUCCUGUUGGUUUUGAAUGGUAUAAAGAGGGAUUUUAAAACGCCAGAGAUAACCAGAAACAAAACGAGAUGGAGAACAAAUUAUGCCCUUGCGCUUAGCUACCCCUUACAGUAUGCACAAAUGCAAACAUCCUCAUGGCUCAAUGGCGUUGAUACACCAGCAUUGAAUGAGCUAUUCUAUAGAUCAUUUGCAUCUUACACCUGUAUUGAAACACAGACCAUGAACACGCUAUGUAAUAUUCUGUCUCAAGUAUUUUGAGGUUCCAUGGAUCAGUUGCAUGUGUGCUAGAAUCGCACACAUAAAAGUCUUCAUAAAUGUUAUCAAGAACAGGCAUUGUGAGUUUAUUAAAAAAAAACUAAAAAUGUUUUUCAAAGUAUUUUUUUAAAGCAUGCAACCAAGCCUAGAAGCUAAGGGUUUGGGGUUUUGUUUUUAACAAAUACAAAGAAUUUGAAGUUUUCCAAGUAAUUGGGAGGGAUUUUGUUCUUUGUAUUAUUUUCUUUCCAGCUAGAAUCUAUUGCUGCCAGAUGCAGGUGUUUCGUCUUGCAUGGAUCAGUGUUGUCCUUGUUAGUGAUCUGAUUGUGAUAACUGUUAGACUUGCAUAAUGUUAGUUCUUGUGCUUGACAGUAUCAUUUUUACGGUAUCUUGACACAAGAGCACCAAAAAGAACUUGUAGCACAAGAUGUGUGUACCCAAGUGAGAGUGCUUGUGUGUUGGAGACAUUGGCAUUUGAAUAUGAAAACUUUCCCUGAAAGGAAGCAUUUUGACACGGUGAUCUGUUUUCUGUCCUUUUUUUUUUUUUUUUUACUUUUCCUUGUACUAACAAAAACUCUUUCUGAGCAAUAUUGCAUAUUUGCGUCUUCAUUCUGGGUUUUUCCCCACAAAUUGGAGGAUUCAUUGUAUAAAUUGAAUACCAAACCAAAUGGAAUUUACAAUGAACAAAAGAUUACAGUUAUAGGAGACAUUUUGCAGUUGCAGCAAGUUAAAAACUUUUCAGAAUACAUGUCCAUAAUUCUUGCUUGUGGAUGUUUGAUGACAGUUGUGGCUUUUGCUAAUUUUCUUUUUUCAAUCUUUUCUAACCACUAUGUGGCCUAUCUAUAGUCCUUGUGUGAUGAUAAAAGUUCUGUUUACUCUUGUCCAAUUAUCCACCAUUUCCUGAAAAGAAAUCCCCUCCCCACUCAAGAAACCCACAUCCAUAUGAAUGGCUCAGUUUUUGCUUCCACCAUUAAACCAUACCAGGUUUUCGUGCACAUAUUGAUUUACAGGCUUGUCUGUGUCAUCCUGGUCUCUUUCAUAAACCCUGCUCACUUGAAAAUGUGUACUUUGUGAUGUUCUCUGAAUGUUAUGUUUUCAUUUUCAUUUUCCUUUUGGCAUGCAUCCUCUUGUAUCCUGACAUGCCUGUUGAUACAUUCUUCAUGUCUCAUAGUAUCAUCUUAAAACUUAUUACAUGUGCAUUCCCACAACUCAUACAUAUGCAUUCCCCCUGCAGGCAAAUAUCAAGCAACAACCAAUUCAGACACUGUGCAUCCAUGUCUAUAUGUGCAUAUUUGUGUGUGCUCAUGCAUGUUCAAACCUACAUAAAUUCCUCUGAGUACAUAUUUUGUCAGGAAGUGCAAGCAAGAGCCACCAGAAAGAAAAAAAUGACCACAAAAUAUGCACAAUCAUUCAUUUUUUUCAAACCGACAUUGCAGCGAAUUCUAUAUGUAUAUGCUUGGUAUUGUCAUAUCAUUAAGUCUAACCAAAAUCUUUGUAGCUGUGGAUUGACACAAUUUCAGCUGUUCCCUCUCUUCUUAGGGAUUUUACUGUUUUUUUUAGCUGUGGGUGGGGGAAGAUGGAGGGACAGAAUAACAUUGACAACUUUUUUUAAAUUAGCAGUGUACCCUUGACAAAAUUUUACAGUGGUGUGCGCUACAACCAUCAGUGCACCUGAUCAGAGUUUUUUCCCGCUAUUAGAAUGCAUGGAUACACAGAUAAUUGUUAUGGCGUGUGCAAUUUACAAUGGUUGUGUUGUUAGCAGUAUAUGUGAUGCUGUCUCAUUCAGAUGAGGGCAGUGUGAAUGUCAUCUCAACUUGAGUUGCUUUGGACAUUGGUUGUGUUGAGAUCCACUCCAGGUCACUGAAGCAGGGUUUUCACUUUGAUUAUUACAUGCCUGUAGUGUUUUUGUACAUUCUUUUUAGACUUGUAAUACUGUUACCGACUUUUCAAUUCCCCAGUUUUUGCAGUAUGGAAAAGAAGUGGAAGUACUUUAUGACAGCAUAUUUAUCUUAUUUCAGCAUGAAAUUUGGGUUACAAAUACAGGUCUGUUGACUUCUAAAUUUACUUCCUUUCUUCAUAAAUUUUGUUCAUUAAAACUGAUGAAUCUUGCCAAUCCCAAUAUGAUUUUUUUCCUUUGUGAAAGUAAACAACAAGUGAAUGAAUGGUACCAAGAUAUAAACAAAAUUAAAAAUAAAUCUUGGUUUAUGAAAUGCUGUGGUGGAUGUUUGUAGAGAUUAAAGUUAAAGUGGUAUGUCCUAAAAAAUGACUGUACUAAGGUGUUGGGAACUCGCGGCAAUGUAAAAGUGUGUUCUUGUACUCCAUACGCACCAAUGAAGUUUCUAGGUACAAAGUUAACCAGACCCAUGCAGGCAAAUUUUUUACUUCGGAGCAGGGUGGUUUUGUAUAAUACACUUAAAUACUAAAAAUAAUUGCAUGUCCUUUUCCCAUCAUUCUUGAUAUGUAUCCCCUGUGCAGGUGUGACUGACGUUUUGCUUGCUCAAACACUUUUAAAAUUUGCCCUAUAUUUACUCCUGUGUCAUUUUUGUUUAAUGUAUUAUAGGCUGUAGUUUUGUAGGACAGUGUAGUUAUAAGCAUGAUACUGUUACAUGUUACAGAAAUAUCAUUCUGUCUUUAGGAUACUAAAAAAAUUCCUCCUAUAGUUUUGUUCAGUGUAUUGGUAAAAAUUUUAUUUAAUAUGUUAUAGAUGGUUAACUCAAAUAUCUUUAUAAAUAAAAUGUGAAGGAUAGGAAACCCAAUAUAUUUAUUAUCCAAGCCACAGUUGUUUUAGCUGCUUUUUAUUCUUUUAUGGGUUUAGGAAGAAGACAAGAUUUUCACAUGAGCACACAUUGAUCGAGAUCAAAAAAGAACUUUAAAAACUGGAGUAAAUAAAAGCCUUUUAGAAAUUUUGAGCAUUUCCCAAAAUUAUGGUAAUUUUUUUUAACAAAUGUGAGAUAAGUCAAACUUUUGGGAUUUCCAUAACAGAUGGUUAUAAUUAAAUGAUGUAGUUUUAGAUGAUGGCAGCUGUCAAAUUUAUAUGAAAGCUGCUAUCAUCAGUUCAGUCUACUACUAUAUGUUUUGCUUUCUGUCAUUCUAUUUGCGCAUCAUUUGGUUGGUUUGAGGUUAAUACCUUUUUAGUAGUCUUGAAAAGCAUUUGUUUUAACUAUUAAUCAUUUUCACCUUAAAAUUUAUCUUUUGGUUCACUAUUUCUUUACAUGCAGUGAUUUCUGUAGAUUUUUUUGUAUGAAAAUCAUAUUCAUUAUAAAAUAAUUCCCACUUUAUUUCUGUAGAACAGUUAUACUUUAUGAAGACUAUCUCCAGUGAUCAGUAAACAAGUGAAAGGGGCUUUUUUUCUGUUAAAUAUUUUUGCAAGACCUUUUUAACAAACAAUAAAAGUAAGUGUUGAAACAGAACACGACUGAUUGAAACUGGAAUUAGUGUCGUAUUGUCACUGUUAAAACCAUUCUAUUAUAAUCACCAUCAAUGAAGUAGUAUGACUAAUGAAAAUGCUUUUUAGAAAAACCACAGUUCAUGACUCCUGCUUAUAGGAAGAUCCUGUCAAGUCAUUUUGUCCAAAAAUAGUUUUCGUAUUUCAUGGCUAGCUUUCUUUUGGUCUUUUGACUUCUGCUGUCAUUAGAACUACAAUUUUUGCUUCUUUUCCUGCAGGUUUGUACAGUAAAAUGCACGCUUGCUGUGCAUCUUGAACACACACAAAAAAUCCCCCUUUUGUCCAGUUACUACUGCUGCUGCUAUGCUUCAACUUUGCAAUGUGAACGUUGUCAUACCACAUGUGCAGAAAGAUGUGAAUAUUGUUAGUAAUAUAUUAUUGUACUAAAUUGUGUCUAUCACCAUUAUUACCAUUUUAUUUUCUCUUUUUUAUCAUCUUCAUAGUUACGCAUCGUUCAUCUGUCCUUUAUCAUGUGAUUAGAGAUACUAACAGUGUUUAUAGCCCUAAGCUUUUCAACCUUCAAUACAAAUAGAGAAUUGAAUAGUGCAUUCUCAUAAAGGGGAGACAAGUUUUACAAGAGAAGAGUGGUGCACAGAACUUGGAAAACAUUCUCCUAAUCUGCUUUCCACAUUUACAUUUCUUUUUCCCCAGUAGGGCACUACUUUGGUGGUUGUGUGAUGGUUUGUGUGAGAGAGAGGAAAGGAGUGAUCAGAAUCAGGGUUUAAUCAUUGUCACAUUGGCAUUAUUGUUCUUGUCAUUCCUCGAUUACUCUUUUCCAGUUUUUGAAAGUGCUUCUGCAUGUCAGUACCCAUGGGUCAGUUGUGGGCUUUUGAGAUGUAUAUACCAGUAUCUUUUCUAUUUUUGAGGAUUUUAAACUAGCAAUUUUUCUAAACUUUAAAACAAGAAGAUCCACAACUGUUAGAUGACCAUAUCACAGUUAUUAACACUUUUCACUUGAGGAUCUAAAAUGAGUACCAAACCAAAUGCAACAGAUGUUCCCAGAUCAUUUUUGCUAACUGCAAAAGUAUGAGACUUGAGAAUACAAGAAGAAAACUGCUGGGAGACAUGCAGUAUUUGCAUCUUUAUUUGGUUAUGAACUAGCAUCUACUCUGAUGAUCACAAUGACAAGUAUUGCUGUCACAAUCACAUCUCCAUCACCACCACCUUUCCAGACUACACUGCCAUUGUGUUUUGUAUGAGUAUUGCUCUUGCGUGUCUGAUACUUUGUCCAUCCUGACUUCCCCAACUCCUUUCCUUUAUUGUAUGUUAUAAUCAGGAAAGUCUAAACAUGUCUAUUAUUGAAAUAUACAAAAUGUGUUGGUUGAUAGAUCUGUGACAGCCUCUUCAUAUUGUGGAUUUUUUUCAGCAGCCUUAAGUGCGUCAAAAAGCCGCUUUGAUUAAUGACUGCGGCAGAUCAUUUGUUUAAUUGUAUUGACUCACCAAAACACCAUUUGCAUAUUUUUGCUGUAUGAUGACAGAGAAGAAAGAUGAUGACCGUAGCAAGUUGUAUCAAAUGGUAUACCAAAUAAACCACUGUUUGAAUGAACAA
Messenger RNA from Pomacea canaliculata, 8388 nucleotides. RefSeq names its product disks large homolog 2-like. NCBI's taxonomy places the organism in Eukaryota, Metazoa, Mollusca, Gastropoda, Architaenioglossa, Ampullariidae. Gene Ontology annotation, cellular component: neuron projection; postsynaptic density membrane; neuromuscular junction. Gene Ontology annotation, molecular function: kinase binding. Gene Ontology annotation, biological process: chemical synaptic transmission. Bases 504 to 2489 code for a protein of 661 amino acids. The record is from RefSeq and is a predicted model, not a curated record. The transcript is spliced from 25 exons.